This is a messenger RNA of Symbiodinium pilosum, 1101 nucleotides long. Lineage: Eukaryota; Dinophyceae; Suessiales; Symbiodiniaceae. The record is from the annotation of a GenBank genome assembly.
AUGUCCUUGCAAUUUGUCGCAUGCGUCCUUUCAAGCACCUGUGCCUGGGCGACCGAGUAUCACUGGAUCUACCAGCAGGGAUCUUCUGCUGAAGAUGCAAUCAGAUCUGCGACCAGUGACUCUGCAGGGGACAUUGUUGGCAGCGGGUACACACUGGGAGAUUUCUCAACAGCAAAUGAAGGUCAACAAGACAUAAUUGUGGUCAAGGUCAGCAGCACAGGAGCAUUGCUGUGGAGUGUGCAGAAAAGCACGGAAUACGAAGAGCGCUCCUAUGCUGUGAGCGUAGAUUCUUCGGACAGCAUCUUUGUUGCUGGUUACACAUUUGGCGAGAUGGACCUUGAGGCCAAUGCUGGGACGUCAGAUGUCUUGCUCGUGAAGUUCGAUUCGGCUGGAACCCAACAGUGGACUGUCCAGAGAGGCUCGCCAUUCUUUGAGAGCAGCCGCGGUAUGGCCUUGGACGUCUUGGUUGGCGACGCCUCCGGGGAAAUUGACAGUCAAAGCUUUGCUGGGAUGACUGACUUUCUAAUCAUGCGAUUUGACAAAGACGGUGUGUGGCAAUGGACCCGCACAAGGGGCUCCACGGAUGCUGAUCAUGCCUUUUCGGUUGCAGUGGACUCUGCCGGCAACAUAAUUGUGACUGGGGAGACCUAUGGUAGCAUGGACAGCCAGAGCCAUUCUGGAGGGGCUGAUUUCGUUGUGGUGAAGUACGACAGCAGUGGAAACUGGCUCUGGACAAGUCAAAACGGCACAAGUGCCGACGAAUAUGCCAGAGUCGUGCAGGUGGAUUCCAGUGACAAUGCUUAUGUUGCGGGCAUUGCGACGGGCUCGUGGCCAGGCUAUAGCCUUCACGGCUUAGCUGAUGUUCUCCUAAUGAAGCUCACGGGCGCAGGUGACUUCGCGUGGGCUAUACAACGCGGAUCCACUGCAUAUGACGAGGUGACCUCCAUGGAUUCAGCAAGCAGCCAGAUCUUCGUAUGCGGCUACACCACUGGGGACUUGGAUGGGCACGCCAACAGCGGACAGUUUGACAUGUUCGUGAUGCAGCCGCCGCCUCAGCACGUCCUGCUGACUCCCAAUCCCUUCACCCUGGUACAUGUCUGA